Colletotrichum aenigma is the source of this 237-nucleotide messenger RNA. RefSeq lists its product as uncharacterized. The record is from RefSeq and is a predicted model, not a curated record. The coding region runs from base 1 to 237 and encodes 78 amino acids. NCBI's taxonomy places the organism in Eukaryota, Fungi, Ascomycota, Sordariomycetes, Glomerellales, Glomerellaceae. The transcript has a single exon.
AUGACUGCUGAGAAAUCGAAAGAAAGGGCAUCCGUACGACAGGAGGCGAGAAACGGAAAAAAUCCAGAGUCCAUGCCCGAGCAAGGUUGGCUGUCGUUGGUGUUGGUCACUUACCAAAGUUGGCUCAUCAGCCCUGUCUGGCUCUGUGGCUGUGGCUGUCAAUCAAGCAGCUCAUGCAAAGGUAAAGUGCACACAGCAAAGACAGACACACAGGCCAUUUCCAUUUUCACUAAAUGA